Uranotaenia lowii is the source of this 2005-nucleotide messenger RNA. RefSeq names its product glutarate-semialdehyde dehydrogenase (gene Ssadh). Gene Ontology annotation, molecular function: succinate-semialdehyde dehydrogenase (NAD+) activity. Lineage: Eukaryota; Metazoa; Arthropoda; Insecta; Diptera; Culicidae. The transcript has 3 exons. The coding region runs from base 192 to 1745 and encodes 517 amino acids. The record is from RefSeq and is a predicted model, not a curated record.
GAAACUUCUCUCAGUAUUUUUUUUUAGAAUUUUCUCUUCAAAUGGCACAGAUGGUUUUGACAGCCAGUCUCAGGAAGACUUGAUUGUCUUUUGGGUCGUGUUUGAUUUCGAGCCGAAUUCGGGGACCUUGGCCAUCAAUUGUGUAUUUGCUGCGUAGUGACCUUGGAUGUUUCAGGGAGACAAGUGUUGAGAUGUCUAUGUUACUGGCUCGUAUUACGGCUCGCCGUGCCUUAGUCAUUCUUCCAAAUAACUGUUCAUCCGCAAUGGCCACCCACAAUCGACAGCUACAUUUGCAGCAGGAUAAGGCAUUCGUGAACGGAUGUUGGGUUGGAUCUCGAAGUGGCCAAACUUUCCAGGUUACCAAUCCAGCCAACCAAGAGGUUAUCUGCACUGUACCUGAUAUGGACGCUAGUGAUGUUAACGAGGCAAUUGAGGCUGCUUACAAUGCGUUCUACGACAAACGGUGGUACAAUAAUACGGCUAAAGAGCGAGCGGGUAUGCUAAAGCGCUGGUUCCAGUUAAUGGAAGACAACAAACAGGAAAUUGCCCAGCUCAUGACGGCCGAAUCCGGCAAACCGAUACCCGAAUCGCUUGGAGAAGUUGCCUACGGUAAUUCGUUUGUGGAGUGGUUUGCCGAGGAAGCACGUCGCAUAUACGGUGAAAUCGUCCCAUCACCUGUUCCCAAUCGGCAGUUAAUGCUUACCCGUCAACCGGUGGGAGUUGCCGGAUUAAUUACACCGUGGAAUUUUCCCCACGCCAUGAUUACGCGUAAGGCUGCGGCCGCGCUAGCAGCCGGUUGCACUGUAGUUAUCAAACCGGCAGAAGAUACGCCGUUGACCGCACUGGCUCUAACAAAAUUAGCCGAAGAAGCUGGAUUUCCGAAAGGAGUUUUCAACAUAAUCACAUCAAGCCGUAAGAACGCCGCCAGUAUCGGCGAGUUAUUGUGUACAAGUCCUAAAGUGGCUGCUAUUUCAUUCACUGGUUCGACAGAGGUUGGAAAACUACUGUAUCGCCAUUGUGCCAGCGGAAUCAAACGAAUCGGUUUGGAACUGGGUGGAAACGCACCGUUCAUUGUUUUCAAAUCUGCUGAUUUAGAUAAGGCUAUUGCCGGAGCAAUGGGCUCAAAAUUUAGAAACUGUGGUCAAACGUGUAUAUCGGCCAACAGAUUCUUGAUUCAAGAUGAAGUACAUGAUGAGUUCAUAGCUAAAUUGACGGAUAAGCUCCAAGCAUUGAACAUCGGUAAUGGAUGUAAGGAUGGGAUUCAAAUCGGCCCUCUUAUAAACCAUGCUCAAUUGGAAAAAGUCAAGCGAUUUGUAGCGGAUGCCAAAGAUAAAGGAGGAAAUAUAAUCUACGGUGGACGUCAUUUAACCGAAAUCGGUUCCCUGUUUUUCGAGCCUACCAUCGUCACCAAUCUUCGAGACGAUAUGAUGCUGUAUAACGAAGAAGUAUUCGGUCCGGUUGUUUCCGUCAUCCGUUUCAAAACCGAAGAAGAAGCUUUAAGGAUCGCCAACGGCACACAACGUGGCUUGGCUGGUUAUUUCUACAGCACGGAUCUGAAUCAGGUAUUCAGAGUUUCCCGACUUUUGGAAACGGGUAUGAUUGGCGUGAACGAGGGCUUAAUUUCGGCUACUGAAGCUGCUUUCGGAGGAAUCAAAGAGUCUGGAAUUGGAAGGGAAGGUUCCAAGUUCGGUAUCGACGAAUAUGUGUACAUCAAAUAUCUUUGUUAUGGUAAUUUGGAGCAGUAAGACCAAAACAUUAGAAGAAACUUGUUCAACUUUGCCGCAAUGACCUAGUAAAUUAAGUAAAGUGGGUUAAAUAAAAAUAAAAAAAGUCAUACAAUUAUAAUUAGCCUAUUUCACAGUCAUUUUAGUCUUCCAUAUCAUAUAAGUAAUGUGAACAGUUGAAAUAAUCCCGCACAUUCUAAAUAUGCAUUUAUGUGACGUUACAAAUCGAUGGAUAAUAAAAAUAAUAAACCAACGAAACAUCCCGCUUUAAAUUUAGAAAA